Klebsormidium nitens is the source of this 2421-nucleotide messenger RNA. The record is from the annotation of a GenBank genome assembly. NCBI's taxonomy places the organism in Eukaryota, Viridiplantae, Streptophyta, Klebsormidiophyceae, Klebsormidiales, Klebsormidiaceae.
AAAUUGGCAGGAUUUGCUUCUGGAAACUUGAAAAGGAGGAAAGAAGGAGCAAGCUGAUAUUUGCGCUCACCUUUACGGUAGUUUUAAAUGUAGCAGGGUGGAAAAAAGUUGUAUUUUGCAGGGUGGUGCAAAGAUAACGGCGGUGACUUCAUCUAUUAGCUGGUCCAGUAGUUAUUUACACAGCUUUCCGUAAGGGCAUGCACGGCAGCAGAUGACAUAAGGUGUCAGCAUUUCACUAGGACAUUUUGAGCUUCACAAUCUACGGGCAAGUGCUGCCUCUAAAAAGGUCUUGUGCAAAUGCUUCUGAAGCCCUGGCAAAACAAUAUUCAUUGGUGCCAACAGGGUUUCCGCGUGCAUACAUAGUAGAACGUCGAUAAGGUUGUAAGCGCUUGAAAGUCGUGCGCUUCUAAAGAUUGCUCUCUAUUACAGCUCACUUUCUUCUAUAGGAGCUGUCUAUGGUGCCUCGUUAGAAGUUUCUGAGGUGGUACAUGUGAUAUAACUUUCCAGCGUCUCAGGCUGAUUGGGGGUCCUGCAGGCCCAAGGUUAUACUGAGAUCCAUCGCUCAGUCUGAAAGUUGCAAGGUCUUUGGGAGUGAACAGGGAAAAGAGGUGGUGGCUUGGAAGGAGAGGAGCUAUGGCGCCUUGGACCGGAGCUAGAUUUUUAUGGCUGGCCUCCUUAUUGGCAGCACUGACAUUCCCACAGACCAAAGCGUUUGACCUGACAACCGGACAAUUGUUUAAUUUUGCCCCUCUCCCAACGGGGAGCCUUCCAAACGAGCCCCUCUUCACCCCAGAUCUACGAGCAUGUGUUUUUGCAAACAUCCAAAGGAGCCUAUCCAACCUGACACUGUCAGACUCCCAAACCAACGCAAGGUUCUUGAGAUUGAUCUUCCAUGACUGCGCAUCGGGCGGGUGCAACGGGUCGAUCAUGAAGCUACAAGAACAGAAGGCCUUUGUCAACACUUUCCUGUCGGGUUACGACAAGGUCCAGAUCGUCAAAGCUGCAGCGGACGCCGCCUGUGGCUCCAACCUGUCUUAUGCGGACACAAUCGUUGCUGGGGCGUUCAUUGGGGUGUACUUGUCCGGUGGUCCGAACGUCACGCAGUACGUCAGGCUGGGGAGAGCUGACACCGACGGGUUGGACGACCCGGAGAGGCUGCCGUCGGCGUUUACCUUGAACGACGACCUGAUCAAGACCUUUGCCGUGCUCGGUUUGAAUGUGGAGGAGUUGGUCGCCCUCUCCGGGGCCCACACGCUCGGGAAGGCGACGUGCGCCAAUGUCACGCCAAGGAUCGGCGGGGACCCAUAUGCGGACCCACAGUUUCUGUACGGCCUGACCAACCAGUGCCGGACGUUGCUGCAACAGCUGUCCAUGGACCUGUCGCCGACCCAGUUCGACACCAGCUACUACAAGGUGAUGCAAACCGGGAAAGGCAUCCUGCAGACCGACGAGGGCCUCUACGCCGAAAAUACAACCAGGGCAUACACCCAAUUGUUUGCCAGCAACCAGACCGAGUUUUUUAGCUCCUUUGCGGUAGGGCUCCUCAAAAUGAGCCUUAUCGGUUUGCGGCCGCCCAGCGUAUCCAACGUCUCGGCGGGGCUGGAUCGAACAACUGCCACGUACCUGUUCCGAAUCGAGGAUCUGCAAGCGGCGCUGGAUGCGCAGAUUGCUACUCCAAACAGUCAGGUUGUCGUCACUUCCAUUCUCCCGGCGGAUAACAACCCCGACGUCACUAACGUCACCUUUUGGGUCGUCCCCGCUGCCAUCAACUACAAUGGUACGAUCCCGUUGCAAGAGGCGGCCGUUAUCGUCAGUAGCCUGAAUGCCACGUCAGCGGACCCGUCCAAGCUGAUUCUGAACAGCACGGGGUUGGGACCGGUCCAAGGACUGCAGAUCUUGUCAUCCCCUCUCGCGAACGUCACCCUGACGUCACAAACCUUCUCCCUAGCCUCGUUCACGCUCGCCCAAACCCUCGCUACGUUACAGCAAAACCUCGAAAUCUUAACCAGUCAAAUUGCUCGCGCACUGGGCCUGCGCCCGAGCGAGACGCUGGGAGUAACCCUCUCGACCCCGGUCGGCGCUUCUGGGACGUUGGUUACGCUAACCGUGACAGUGGUUGGGGGUCCUCUGAGCUCGGGGAGUUCUACCGGGCAGCAGAGGGUGGGGGACUUGCAGUCCCUUCUAGGUUAUGCGGUGGGGAAUCAUACUCUGGUUAACGAAACCCAGUUUGGGAUUCCGGAAAAUGUGUUGCGAGCGCCGGAGAAUGGGACCACGAUGGUACGAGAGACCGGGGCAAGCAGCCCGAGGAGCGACCAGGGCGCGGUAGCACCCGUCGGGAACUCGGCUUUAUCAAGUGUUCCAGGCUGGAGCGUUCACGUUUUCAUUUCUAGCGUUGUGCUUUUGCUGAGCGUCCUCUUAUAA